AUGGGGAGUGUCAACGUAAAUCGUAAUGUCAGCGAUGCGUUUUAUCGCUAUAAAAUGCCACGGAUUCAAGCCAAAGUAGAAGGCAAGGGAAAUGGUAUCAAAACUGUGAUCGUGAAUAUGGUUGAUGUCGCGAAAGCGAUUGGAAGACCUGCCACCUAUCCUACUAAGUACUUUGGUUGCGAGCUCGGAGCACAAACUCAAUUUGAUUUCAAAAAUGAAAGAUUUAUAGUAAAUGGUUCGCACGAUGCUACAAAAUUGCAAGAUCUUUUGGAUGGAUUCAUUCGCAAAUAUGUAUUAUGCCCAGCUUGCGAUAAUCCUGAGACCGAAUUGAUGGUCAGUUCGAAAAAAGGGACUAUUUCACAGGGAUGCAAAGCAUGUGGCUAUCACGGACUACUGGAAAGUAAUCAUAAAUUGAACACUUACAUUCUAAAGAACCCACCGAGCUUGAAUCCUGCUGUUCAAGGUAGUUCUUUAACUGAAGGUAAACGUGGGAAACGUUCAAAACGUGCGAAUGGUGAAACAACUACCACUACAACCACUGCUACUGCUAAUGGCGAUCGAUCUGGUUCUCCGGAAAACGAUACCAAUACCACCGAUAUCGUAGUCGAGGCUCCUGAAAAAAUGGCGGACGAGAACGGAGAUGAUGAUAAUUGGGCAGUUGACGUGUCAGAGGAGGCAGUCAGAGCUCGUCUACAAGACUUGACAGACGGGGCAAAAGGAAUGACCAUCAGCGAUGAUCUUGACAAGACUGAAAAAGAGAGGAUGGACAUGUUUUAUAAGUUAGUUAAAUGUCGUCGCGACGCUGGGCAAUUGGAUAAUCAUAAAGAGCUGAUCACAGAGGCCGAACGUCUGGAAAUCAAGACAAAAGCGCCAUUGAUUCUGGCCGAACUACUCUUCGAUCAAAAUAUUGCUGCUCAAGCUAAAAAGUAUCGAGUACUUCUCCUUCGUUUUACCCACGAUGAUAUUAAGGCGCAGAAAUAUUUAAUUAGAGGAAUUGAACAAGUAAUAGCGCUGCAUAAAGAUGCUUUGAUGCCGAAAGUACCUGGCAUUUUAAAGCUCUUUUACGAUGCUGAUAUUUUGGAAGAAAAAGCAUUAUUCGAAUGGUCAAACAAAGUGACUAAAAAAUACGUAUCAAAAGAUUUAUCCCAAGAAAUUCACGAUAAAGCUGCACCAUUUUUAACUUGGUUACAAGAAGCAGAAGAAGAGGAUUCUGAACCAGAAGAAGAAGACGAUGAUUUAGAGAUUGAAUACGACGAUAGAGCCAAACAAUCACUAAAACCACAAGAGUCACCCCCUAUGCAGAAGCCUGCUAUAGUCAAUGAAGACUCGGAUGACGAAGAUGAUUUUGAUAUUGAUGCCAUUUAAAAAGAUGCUCAGUAGUCGGACAUAAAAAAUAGAAGAAGAAGAAUAGAAAAAAUAUGUCCGAUAAAUGAUGACGAACGAUUAUUUCUCACACGAUACAAAGAGUCGCAAUGCAAUGUAUUAUAAUAUAGCAUUUUGUUAUUUUAGGCCAAGAAGUGAUUAUGAAUGCCAUUAUAUAUAUAUGAGAAAUUUUAACUGUUCCCAAGUUAGCAAUAUUUAUCUGUACCGUAACACUUUUAAUUGUUUUUAAUAAGGCGAUUACGAAUUACCUAUACAUUAUUCCUAAUUAAUUAUUGAGAGAUUUAAAAAAAAAACAGAUGCUUCUAUACAUUGAUAUGCAUCUAUUUUAGAAGAAAUAAAAUAUUGAUAGUUCUCUGCCGUUAUUGGGAAGUUGGCCUGCUAAAAGCGUUCUCUAUUGUAUCUAUUUACUAUUCAAAUAAUAAUUAUUCAAAUAAAUAUGGUUUACCGCAAUA
Apis laboriosa (Himalayan honeybee) is the source of this 1835-nucleotide messenger RNA. It is a transcript of the gene eIF5, whose product is annotated as eukaryotic translation initiation factor 5. Gene Ontology annotation, cellular component: cytosol. Bases 1 to 1365 code for a protein of 454 amino acids. Gene Ontology annotation, biological process: translational initiation; formation of cytoplasmic translation initiation complex; formation of translation preinitiation complex. Gene Ontology annotation, molecular function: GDP-dissociation inhibitor activity; eukaryotic initiation factor eIF2 binding; translation initiation factor activity. The transcript is spliced from 3 exons. The record is from RefSeq and is a predicted model, not a curated record. NCBI's taxonomy places the organism in Eukaryota, Metazoa, Arthropoda, Insecta, Hymenoptera, Apidae.